This is a messenger RNA of Dioscorea cayenensis subsp. rotundata (Guinea yam), 2263 nucleotides long. RefSeq names its product dentin sialophosphoprotein-like. NCBI's taxonomy places the organism in Eukaryota, Viridiplantae, Streptophyta, Magnoliopsida, Dioscoreales, Dioscoreaceae. The transcript has 2 exons. The coding region runs from base 267 to 1649 and encodes 460 amino acids. The record is from RefSeq and is a predicted model, not a curated record.
GCACUGAGAAGAUAGUGUGACAUCAAAGUGAAAAAAGAGUCACCUUUUUUGGGUUUUAUUCCCUUCUUCUCCAAAGAGAGAAAGAGAUCUCUGGAUCUGUAGAUCUCUGCGAGGUUUGAGGCCCUUCUUCUCUCUGAAUCUCUCGCAUUUCUUUGAAUUUGUUGGUGCUUCAAUCUUUUGUUAGCAGGAUUUGUUUUGUUUGAAGAACAGAAGCUCAGAGAUUUUUAUAGAUCUGUAUAAUUUUUUUUUGUUUUAGAAAUUGAAGGAUGAUGAUGAAGCAGCAAUCUAGCAGGAUUCAGAGAGCAAAAGGGCUCAAAUUGAAAUAUGUUCUUCAAAUUUGUGUGUUGAUUGCUAUAUGCAUUUGGUUGAUUUAUCAAGUCAAGCAUUCUCAUGACAAGAAGAAGGAAUUCGAGGAUAAAAACCCGAGAACUUCAACCAAUUUCAAUGAUGAUCAGCUUGCUAUGUUUAAUCUUGGUAGGAAAGAUCUUGCUCGAAUUGUUGAUAUACCAAUUGCCGAAAUGGAUUCGGGGGAUGAGACUGAGACUGAGACUGGAACAGAGAGUGAGGAGGAGCGGAAAGACGAAGGCGAUGAAGAGAAGAAACUCGAAGGAGUUGAGGUGGGAGGAGGGAGAGGUGGUGGAGAUGAUGAGAUUGAUGAGCUGGAUCAAGAGAAAGCCGAUGAGGAAGCAGAGAGGGGUGAGCAGUUAGCUGAAGAAGAAGACCGGGAUGCGGCACUUGGCCAGUUGAAGUUGUUUGAUUCUGAGGAACAUGAAGGUGGUGCUUCUCAGGAGGCUCGGGAAGAGUCUUUUAAAGGUGACGAUGCUUCGAGUGCAGUGUUUGAGGAUACUCAAAAGAUGGGGACGGAUUCGGGUGGUGAUCCGAGGAAAUUGGAUGAGGAACAAUUGGAGAUUAUGGAGAAGAAUGAGUCGGCAAAUGUUGUGAGUGAAGUGGAUGAUGAUCGUUCUGUGAGGGAUGAUUCGGGGCUGAAUGAGAGCUUGUUGAGUGAACAUGUUAACACAAAUGAGGAGCAAUCGGAGAUUAUGGAAAAGAAAGAAGCCGAAAAUGUUGUGAGUGAAGUGAAUGAUGGUUCUGCGAAUGGUGAUGAUUCGAAUGGUUUAGUAGAUGAUUCUAAGAAAGAGAUGGAGGUUGAAAGCUCGGUAAAUGAGAAUGCAGUGCCUGAUGGUUCUGACAGUAAUGAUUCUAGUGUAAACGUCUUUGCUGAUGAAAUGGUUAAAGAAAAAGAAGCUGAAAAUGUUGUCAAUGAAACAACUGAUGAUUCUUCCAAGAACAGAGACACGAACGAGAGCACCAACUCAAAUGAGGAGCAAACGGAGGUGGCCGAAAAGAAAGAUACAGACACUGAAAACAUUGUAAAUACAACAGCUGAUAAUUCUGAGAAAGAUGGCAGUGUUGUUCAAGGAGAGAGUGAGGUCAUCUCGAACGAGAAUGUAACCACGAAGGAGGAGCAAUCAGAAGAGACUGAAAAGAAAGAGGUAGAAACUGGAAACAUUGAGAAUUCAACAGCUGAUCAAUCCAAGGGGAAAGACGACGUUGGUGUUCAAGGAGAGAAUGAGGCCAUUACAAAUGAAAAUGUUACUACUAAUGAGGGGCAAUCAGAGGUGACCGGCGAGAAUAGAGAUGAACACUGAAAGCAAUUCAAAUGCUGCUUCUACGCAGAGUGAAAAUGUUGUCGAGAAUGGUAAAACCGAUGAUAAACUCAAAUCAGAGUCACAAGUAGAUGGAAACGAACAAUCAGAUGGAGUCACAGACAGAUCAAGCAACUACGACAGUAUCUGAUAAUCAAGUUGAACCACAGAUCAUAAACUCAACUGAAACUCCAGAACAAAAUGCCAGUGCUGAUGAACAAUCAAAUUCUGACAAGCUCAACACAACCACAACAAGACCAGAAGAAUCGAUCGAUAGCUCUUCGUCUUCAACCACAAACAAUUCGGUAAAUGGAAAUACUGAUCUUUCAACCACAUCAAACACCGAAAAUGAAACAAAGGGUGGUGAAUUAUUGUCUGCAGAGUGAGAAUGUAAAUCCAUCAUUCAAACUGAAACAAAGUCACUGAGACAGUAUCACUCUUGUUGUAAUACAUGGGUGACAAGAUCACUGUGUGACCUUGAAUGCAAUUUACCAAGCAUUAUUAAUCAAGUUUUAGCAUGAUUUUGUAUAAGUUUUGUCAUCUAAAUUAGGUGUAUCUGAUGUUGUAUAACUUUUUCUAUGAUUAUUAUAAUUAAUUUUGGAGGCUUUGAAUGGUCA